Molecule: messenger RNA, 969 nt
Organism: Tachyglossus aculeatus (Australian echidna)
Lineage: Eukaryota; Metazoa; Chordata; Mammalia; Monotremata; Tachyglossidae
Product: serine protease 27-like
Exons: 6
Coding region: 1-969 (322 amino acids)
Biological process (GO): proteolysis
Molecular function (GO): serine-type endopeptidase activity
Source: RefSeq, a predicted model, not a curated record
AUGAGCCCUCUCCGAGGCCUCACCAUCAUCUUCCUCCUGCAGCUUGUUGCAGGGUUGCCGGAGGUGGAGCUGAUCAGAGUGUGUGGCCAGCCGCGGAUGCUGAACCGCAUGGUGGGCGGGGAAGAUGCUGAGGAGCAGGAAUGGCCGUGGCAGGUGAGCAUUCAACGCAACGGAAGCCAUUUUUGCGGAGGCAGCCUGAUCACCGAGCAGUGGGUCAUGACGGCGGCACACUGCUUCUCCAACUCCUCGGACACAUCCCAGUACCAGGUCUUGCUGGGGGCGAGGCAGCUGGUGAACCCAGGCCCCCACGCUGUGUAUGCCAAGGUGAUGAAAGUGGAGAGCAACCCGCAAUACAGUGGCAUGGCCUCGAGCGCUGACGUGGCCCUGGUCAAGCUGGAUGCUCCCGUGACCUUCAAUGACCAUAUCAUGCCCGUGUGCGUGCCGGACCUGGGGGUCGACUUCCAGGCAGGGAUGAAGUGCUGGGUUACAGGCUGGGGCAGCCCCAGUGAGCAAGAUCAUCUGCCCAACCCCCGCAUCCUGCAGAAGCUGGAGGUUCCCAUCAUUGACACCCAGAAAUGCAAUGUCCUGUACAGCAAGGACCCGGAGAAAGGGCUGCUGCCCAAGACCAUCAAAGAUGACAUGCUGUGUGCUGGCUAUGCCGAGGGCAAGAAGGAUGCUUGCAAGGGUGAUUCCGGGGGUCCUCUGGUCUGUAGGUUCGGCCAGACCUGGCUGCAGGCCGGUGUGAUUAGCUGGGGAGAAGGUUGUGCCCGCAAGAACCGGCCAGGAGUCUAUAUCCGGGUCACUGCCCACCACGACUGGAUCCAUAGGAUCAUUCCGGAGCUGCAGUUCCGGUCGGGGUCCGGCCAGAAGAGAGACCCCAGGCAGUUCUUCACCACCCGCAGCUUUGCCUCCAGCCUGGCAGCUCAUACGCUCCUCCUUGGCCUCACCGCUAUGCUCAGCGUCCUCUGA